Microbotryum saponariae is the source of this 897-nucleotide messenger RNA. Lineage: Eukaryota; Fungi; Basidiomycota; Microbotryomycetes; Microbotryales; Microbotryaceae. The record is from the annotation of a GenBank genome assembly.
AUGGCGGUUUUAUUACCAGUCGAAGGCUCCAAUACUCCCACUCCACCGUUGGUCUUGUCCGACAAGUUGACCUACCCGACCUCCCUACACCCCUCUCUAAGCUCGAUCCUCAAACUCUCCAUCAACUCCAAAACAUCAGAACCUUACCUACCCCUCUCGAAACAUGAGCUCCUCCUCACCCCAAGUCGUCAAUCCGAUGUUCCCCAUCGCGUCAAGCUCCACAAUGAUCCGACCGUUUCACCUUUCAUGUAUUCACCACCCAAUCCGUACCUACCUCAACAUGCGGACGAGUACUUCAGAGGGUUGAGGAAGACUGAAGAGGAGAUUAUUGGGCAAAGUUUGAAGGAGGGCAAGGCGUCGGGUUGCCCGUUGAGUGUCAUUCGCAUGAGGAACUUACGAACCACGCCGACGAAUCCUUCUUCCACAACCGGCGAAUCCGAAGCUUUCCUUGGGGAAAACAAGAACACAACCAACAACGACAACCACGUAACCGACUCCGAGGAAGAAGACGUUUUUAUCGGUGUCCUUCAAGUAUACCGUGAAGACUCGUUCCUCGAAAUCGCCGAAGGGCCCGAACGUGAGGCGGCCAUUUCCAAGAACAUGUCCCUCCCUACAGGCGACCCAACCAUCAUCUACACCUGGUACUUCCUCCUAUCACCUCAAUAUACCGGAAAGGGGUACAUGACGCUGGUGUUGAAAGAGUUGAGGGACGAAUGGUUGGUCCCCGUUCUUGGGGCGAGGGUGAUUGAGGCUCAGGCUUUCUCGGAUAAUCCGGGCUCAGAAGGGGUACAUCUCAAAUUGGGGUUCAAGGAGACGGGUGAGACGGAGUUGAGGAUGCCCGAGGAUCGUGGGGGGAUGUUGAGGAUGGAGAGGUGUUUCAGGUGGGAGAAGGCUUGA